This is a messenger RNA of Phycomyces blakesleeanus NRRL 1555(-), 261 nucleotides long. RefSeq lists its product as hypothetical. Lineage: Eukaryota; Fungi; Mucoromycota; Mucoromycetes; Mucorales; Phycomycetaceae. The transcript has 2 exons. The annotation marks the transcript as partial. The record is from RefSeq and is a predicted model, not a curated record.
CUCAAGUGCCUCGAAAAUCCAGAUUAUCUUGAAAGAAAACAAUGGCUUACUUACUGGAUCAUUUUUUGCUUUCUUCAAAUACUUGAAUUGUUUUCUGAUAUAAUUCUGUAUCAUUUUCCCCCGUAUUUUCUUUUCAAGGCUUUACUUAUUUUAUGUAUGAUAUUACCACGGCUGAAAGGCGCCAGUGGCAUAUAUAUGUAUAUAUUACGACCAUUACUUAUCCCUCAAAAUAGUACCCUUAAUAAUACUUCGGCGUCAUAA